Molecule: messenger RNA, 587 nt
Organism: Amoebophrya sp. A120
Lineage: Eukaryota; Dinophyceae; Syndiniales; Amoebophryaceae
Source: the annotation of a GenBank genome assembly
AUGAAGAAGUUCGACAAGACCGCGUGCAUGCGCAACUUCUGGUCGCAGGUGCAUCUGAGCCAAACGGGGAUCGUCGCGAUUAACGAUGUUUUUCCCCUGGAAGGCGGGCUGUUGCUCCAGUUUAUGCGGGACCUGAAAAUCUACGCGCACCGACAGCAGUGGCAAACGCGGCCGGAUUCCGCGGUGAACCCCUGGGCGAAGAAGCAGAAAGUUUUCUCCUGGGCGCUGCACGACCUGUUCGGACCGAGGUUUGUCCCGGACAAGAGGGGCACGAUUUUGGGAAACGCGAAGUUGAAGGAGGAACUGGAAAAAGAGUUGAAACUGAACCGGGAGAAGGAGAAAAAACUGUUGCUGCAUCCGGUCGCGGAAAAAUCUGUUUCGGAGAUCACGAAUCUGUUGAAAAAGAAGGAAAACCAAAACGAGAACAGCUCAACAUCCGCAUUGCUCUCCGCCGCGAAGGAGGUGGUGCAGGCCAAGGAGGUGAAGCAAGCGGCGCUGCAGUCUGCGAAAUCUUUAUACGACGAGCAGAAGAAACCAACGCCCGCCCAGGUGGAGGCCAUGGUGAAGCAAGAAGCGAAAUUCAACAC